AUGUUCUCUUAUCACACGGUUUGGCGCUUCGCCGUAUUCUAUGCGUACUCAGUGCCCAGGGGUGAUGACAUCUUAGUAGUGACGGCACGAUACUUUCUGCCGGCUUCAUGGCGGGACCUUUCCAAAUUAAGUUUUGGUCGCCUACGUUACGAGGUUAUUCCCGGUUGCAUUCUUGAUAGUGACGCCCAAGUUGUUCCUAGGAUUCACAAUCUAGAUUUUCCCGCUGUCGCACUUACCACCAGGGACACGCCCGCAAUGUCAUAUCCAUUCAAGCAUUACCACGAUCUCUAUACAACGAUCCCAGAAGGAUCACCCACUGAGAGUCCUAUCUUGACGACAGCGGCCAUUGUUGGCAUUUCCGUGAUGGCGAUAUUCUUCGUCGCAAUCACGUCUUGCUUCUGCUGCUGCGUUGCAUGCCGCCGCCGCAGCACAAUGAAGAGGCAGCCAUCACCAUCCCAGUCAAACAGGGGCAUCGAAUUCCGUCGACCUUCACAGGAGAGUCCGCCUCCACCUCUGUACUCGACGAAUCCGGAGCAGGGGAAAAGAAUAAUAGAUCACGUUUCCUGUAGCGUAGCCUUGUCGCCAUCACGAUUGGAGGAUGGGAACCAUAUGCCAACGGCACCGCCCCCAGCGUACCGACAAGUAAUACAUGAGCACGACCAUAAUUUGUGA
Messenger RNA from Truncatella angustata, 672 nucleotides. RefSeq lists its product as uncharacterized. Lineage: Eukaryota; Fungi; Ascomycota; Sordariomycetes; Amphisphaeriales; Sporocadaceae. The transcript has 3 exons. Bases 1 to 672 code for a protein of 223 amino acids. The record is from RefSeq and is a predicted model, not a curated record.